AUGUCUGCUAUUCGCUCUUCGCUCAAGAUCGCAAGUCCUUUGCUGCGUUCUUGGAAACCCAGCUCUGUCUACCGAGCACACACUGGAACUUGUGCAUCGACUGCGAGACUACAAAGACUACCCAGCAGACUUCACCAAGUCAUACCAGCGGCAGUACGCUGCUAUGCUUCGUCCACUGAACAAGCCAACUCCAAGACAGGCCUCUAUGACCUUCAUGUAGCCAAAGGAGCGAAGAUGGUGCCCUUUGGAGGAUACAUGAUGCCGGUCCAAUACAGUGAUCUAGGCGUUGGUGAAUCACACAAAUGGACGAGAGAGAAGGCUAGUCUGUUCGAUGUCAGCCAUAUGGUGCAAUAUCACUUCACUGGACCUGGAGCAACUGCAUUCCUAGAGAAAAUCACACCUGCGGACCUGCAAGCGCUACCGCCUCACCAAUCCACUCUCUCAGCUCUGCUGCACCCUGAGACUGGUGGCAUUGUAGACGAUACCAUCAUCACCCGCCUGGGCGAAGACAAGUUCUACGUGGUGACCAAUGCCGGCUGUAGGGAAAAGGAUGCUGCUUUCUUGACCGCAAAUCUGGAUGCCUGGAACAACGCGAACCAGCCCCGUGUGGACAAGACCGAACUUAAGAACCAAGGUCUUAUAGCUCUGCAGGGACCUCUGUCGGCCGAUAUUUUGCAAGGCGUCCUCGCCCCCUCCUCGGACGACAUCGACCUCAAGUCCCUCUACUUUGGCACUUCCAAGUACCUGACUCUCAGAUUCGCAUCUGGCGAAACUUCAAAGCCUGUUCUGGCCUCUCGCGGUGGUUAUACCGGUGAAGACGGUUUCGAAAUCUCCAUCGCGCCCGAAGACACAGUCGCCAUAACAGAACUACUCCUCACCGCCGGCGGACCCGAGAAACUGCGUCUUGCCGGCCUGGGCGCCAGAGACUCGCUCAGACUGGAAGCAGGCAUGUGUCUAUACGGCCACGAUCUCGACGACAGCACAACACCCGUCGAAGGCGCUCUCGGCUGGAUCGUCGCAAAAUCUCGCCGCUCGGCUCCUCGCAACGAAUUCAAUGGUGCAGAAGUCAUCUUGCCGCAACUGGUGCCCGUGAGCAAAGGCGGCAAGGGCGUUUCCCGUCGUCGCGUGGGGUUGCUCGUCGAAGGCGCUCCCGCCCGUGAAGGCGCACAGAUCGUAGAUGCUGAAGGUCAAGCCAUCGGUGUCGUUACCAGUGGCUGCCCUUCCCCUACGCUGAAGAAGAACAUCGCCAUGGGAUACGUCAAGGACGGUCAACACAAAUCGGGCACCGAGUUGGGCGUCGUGGUCAGGGGCAAGACGAGAAAGGUCACGGUGACAAAGAUGCCGUUCGUCGCCAGCAAAUACUGGAAGGGAGGCAUCUCACCAGCUUAA
Aureobasidium uvarum is the source of this 1389-nucleotide messenger RNA. NCBI's taxonomy places the organism in Eukaryota, Fungi, Ascomycota, Dothideomycetes, Dothideales, Saccotheciaceae. The record is from the annotation of a GenBank genome assembly.